Molecule: messenger RNA, 1665 nt
Organism: Ceratotherium simum simum (southern white rhinoceros)
Lineage: Eukaryota; Metazoa; Chordata; Mammalia; Perissodactyla; Rhinocerotidae
Gene: BPNT2
Product: 3'(2'), 5'-bisphosphate nucleotidase 2
Biological process (GO): phosphatidylinositol phosphate biosynthetic process; skeletal system development
Cellular component (GO): endomembrane system
Molecular function (GO): 3'-nucleotidase activity
Source: RefSeq, a predicted model, not a curated record
CCCGGCCUCCGGCGCCAUGGCCCCCAUGGGCAUCCGCCUAUCCCCGCUGGGGGUGGCCGUGUUCUGCUUGCUGGGGCUCGGCGUGCUCUACCACCUCUACUCGGGCUUCCUGGCCGGCCGCUUCAGCCUCUUCAGCCUGGGCGGCGAGCCGGGCGGCGGCCCGGCGGGGCCCGCGAGCGCGGCCGACGGGGGCACCGUGGACCUGCGCGAGAUGCUGGCCGUGUCGGUGCUGGCGGCCGUCCGCGGCGGCGCGGAGGUGAGGCGCGUCCGCGAGAGCAACGUCCUCCACGAGAAGUCCAAGGGGAAGACGCGCGAGGGAGCCGAGGACAAGAUGACCAGCGGGGACGUGCUGUCCAACCGCAAGAUGUUCUACCUGCUCAAGACCGCCUUCCCUGCGGUGCAGAUAAAUACUGAGGAACAUGUGGAUGCAGCUGAUCAGGAGGUUAUCUUAUGGGAUCGUAAGAUUCCUGAGGACAUCCUGAAGGAAAUAGCCACCCCUAAAGAGGUACCAGCAGAAAGUGUUACUGUCUGGAUCGACCCACUUGAUGCUACACAGGAGUAUACGGAGGAUCUUCGAAAGUAUGUCACUACUAUGGUGUGUGUGGCUGUAAAUGGUAAACCUGUGCUAGGAGUAAUACAUAAGCCAUUUUCUGACUAUACAGCUUGGGCAAUGGUAGAUGGUGGGUCAAAUGUGAAAGCCCGCACUUCCUACAAUGAGAAGACCCCAAGGAUUGUUGUGUCCCGCUCCCAUUCAGGAAUGGUCAAACAGGUUGCUCUUCAGACGUUUGGAAACCAGACAACAAUUAUCCCCGCUGGUGGUGCUGGUUAUAAAGUUUUAGCGCUCUUGGAUGUGCCUGAUAAGAGUCAAGAAAAAGCUGAUCUAUAUAUCCAUGUGACAUACAUCAAAAAGUGGGAUAUAUGUGCUGGCAAUGCCAUCUUAAAAGCCCUUGGGGGGCAUAUGACCACCCUGAGUGGUGAAGAAAUCAGUUACACUGGUUCCGACGGCAUUGAAGGAGGGCUCCUUGCUAGCAUCAGAAUGAACCACCAGGCUCUGGUCAGAAAACUCCCAGAUCUAGAGAAGACUGGGCAUAAAUAAGCAAGGCUAAUUACAGGUCACAGCUCUUCCAGAGUUGAACAGUCAGCCUGAAACGUUGGAGGCUUCAGAGCAUCAGUGAAGACUAUGCAUGGUGAAGGCGAUCCCGAACUUUUUAAAGUAUUUAUGAAGCAUCAGAGAUUUAUUUUCCCUGUGAUAGGAUGCAAGAUCAGGGAAAAUGGGUUGCUUCGUGUCUCAAGUAUUGUCUUUAUUUUUGAGACUAUUUUCGUACAGUUGUCAUACACAAGGCGCGUAUAUAUAUAUAUAUAUAUAUAUUUGUGAAUUAAAAAUCUAUAGCUAAGUCUACAUUGUUAUGAGUCAGCAUUUUGACACAAUAUCAUGAAUCUUCACUAUUUGUUACUACUUUUCGUAUAGAAUUGGGCUGAAGAAAGGAUUGAUUUUGUGUAGAUGUUUAGUAUUACUUUACAAUUAUAUCUCAUUGAAAAUAAAGUAAUUGGGGGUUUUUACUCCUAAUUCAGAUGGAAAGCACAAGAAGCCACACAUUCAUUAAUAUGCAACAAAUGCUCUAUUUAUCUGUUACUGAUUAUUUCUUAUAGAUUAAAAUAGAAAAA